Molecule: messenger RNA, 639 nt
Organism: Alligator sinensis (Chinese alligator)
Lineage: Eukaryota; Metazoa; Chordata; Crocodylia; Alligatoridae
Gene: BTBD19
Product: BTB domain containing 19
Exons: 5
Molecular function (GO): protein binding
Source: RefSeq, a predicted model, not a curated record
CCCCGCAGCUCCCUGCCAGCUUCGGGAUCCUCCGCGCCACGGUGCAGGGGGCUCUCACCAUGUCCCCGCAGUGACGUGACCUUCCUCGUGGGCCGGGAGAGGCGCGAGGUGUUUGCUCACCGCUGCAUCCUCUCCUGCCGCUGCCCCGGGCUCCGGGGGCUCCUGGACAGCCCCCCGCCAGCCCCUGGGGCCCCGGCACCGGCCCCCAUCGCCCUCAGCAGCACCCAGCCCGAAGCCUUCCUGGCCGUGCUCGAGUUCCUGUACACCAACCGCGUGCACCUCACCAGCGUCACCGCCCUGGAGGUGCUGGCCUCGUCCGUGGAGUACGGGCUGGACGACCUGCGGCAGCUGUGCGUGGAGUUCGUGAUAGGCACGCUCAGCGUGGAGACGGCCUGCGAGGCCCUGCAGGCAGCUGUGACCUGCGGGCAGGUGGAUUUGCAGCAGCGCUGCUUGGCCUUCAUCGAGGACAACACCCAGGGCGUGGUGGGCACGAGAGGCUUCCACGAGCUGUCGGAGGCGGUGCUGGUCCCGGUGCUGCGCAGCGACCGCCUGACCAUCGACGAGCCCGACCUCAUCGCCGCCGUGCGGGGCUGGGCCCGCGUCAGCGCCGUGAGUGCCGGGGCGACCUUGGGGGCCCAG